AAACUGGGUUUCAUGGGAAGGUGGGAGGGAAAGAGGGACCGUAUUCGUGGGAGCGAGCGCGGCACUCUGCCAGCCUCGCUCCCCCAGGAGCAGGUCCGGAGCGACAUGGUGCGGGCUCACUGAGCACCGUCCCGCCGCAGUGACCUCUUCCACCUGGAGACACGUUCGUCUGAAGCAGCCGCCCCAACUGUAAAGCACUCGUUCCCCGAAUCCCUCUCAUCCCCCCGGACACCUGAUCUCCUCUCCAAGGGCUGCUCCGUUUUGCCCAGAAUCUGGCCCUUGCUAUUGCGAACAGGUAGGAUGAUGACAAAGCCUUUCCACUCGACUCCUGCCAUGCUCAAUGUCCCAGCCAAGAACUCCUACAGGAUGGUGAUUUUGGGAGCCUCCAAAGUGGGCAAGUCAUGUAUCGUGUCGCGAUUCCUCAACAGCAGGUUCGAGGACCUCUACACUCCCACUAUCGAAGACUUCCACCGCAAGGUUUACAACAUCCGGGGUGACAUCUAUCAGCUCGACAUCCUCGACACCUCCGGCAACCACCCCUUCCCUGCCAUGAGGAGGCUGUCCAUCCUGACCGGAGACGUGUUCAUCCUGGUCUUCAGCUUAGACAGCAGAGGCUCCUUUGAGGAAGUGCAGCGGCUGCGCAGGCAGAUCAUCGAGUGCAAGAUGUGCCUGAAGGACAAGACCAAGAAGGCGAUGGACAUCCCCAUGGCCGUGUGCGGCAACAAGGCAGACCGCGCCGAGCUGCACCGCGAGGUCCUGGCCGAGGAGGGCGAGCGGCUGAUCGCCGACGACGCCAACAGCGUCUACUUCGAGAUCUCGGCCAAGAAAAACGCCAACGUGGAGGAGAUGUUCCGCGCCCUCUUCAGCAUGGCCAAGCUGCCCCACGAGAUGAGCCCCUCCCUGCACCGCAAGAUCUCCGCGCAGUACUGCGAGGCUUUGCACCACAAGUCCUUCCGCCUCAAGCGCGCCAAGGAGCUGGGCGCCUUCGGCAUGGUGUCGCCCCUGGCCCGCAGGCCCAGCGUCAACAGCGACCUGCUGUACAUCAAGGAGAAGGUGAUGGGCCGAGGACAGCCCCGGGAGCGGGAGAAGUGUCUGAUCCAGUGACCGGUGCCCGGGGCUGGGGCUACCCCAGGCUUGGCUCCCCCUUCCGUACUCCCCCGCCCUCCCCCCUCACCCCCAGCCCACAGGACGUCAGAUUUCCACCAUCACCAUGCUCGAAACAGAAACUAGACACGCUGGCACUUUGUAAAUAAAUUGAAGUCCUUUCGCUGAAUGUCUAAUUGUUUCUUAGUGGGAAGCCAAUGGGGAGCUGCCAUUUAGCCCUGCCCACCAGCUGGCCCCGCCCAAUACCAUAACCCCACCCAUUCCCCCCUACCC
This is a messenger RNA of Hypanus sabinus (Atlantic stingray), 1377 nucleotides long. Its product is annotated as GTP-binding protein Rhes-like. Gene Ontology annotation, molecular function: GTP binding; GTPase activity. NCBI's taxonomy places the organism in Eukaryota, Metazoa, Chordata, Chondrichthyes, Myliobatiformes, Dasyatidae. The record is from RefSeq and is a predicted model, not a curated record. The coding region runs from base 301 to 1104 and encodes 267 amino acids. The transcript is spliced from 3 exons.